This is a messenger RNA of Phaedon cochleariae (mustard beetle), 1725 nucleotides long. NCBI's taxonomy places the organism in Eukaryota, Metazoa, Arthropoda, Insecta, Coleoptera, Chrysomelidae. The record is from the annotation of a GenBank genome assembly.
AGUCUCACCUCCUCAACAAGUAGUGAGAUUAUUGUAUGGGAUUAGGAUAUUAUCAAUUAGGAAGUUUUUUCCAUGUGCAAUUGAAAUGAAUCAAAUUGAAAAACUUUCUAAAAGAUUGCAAACUGCUCUGAAAUUGAGCGGCUUCAGCAUUAGACGCGAAUUUUGUUCUCUCCUGGUAGAAAAAUUUUCAGAACAAAACAUCGACUUGUGGGACAAUACAGCUUUUGACACAGUUGUAAAGAAUUUAUGCAAUAGUUUGGAAAAACAAUGCCUAUCAGAGAAGAGCAUAGAAAGGGAACAUAUUGAUAGGGCUAUAGAAGUUUGCUUGCACUCUGGCUAUGACAGACAUGAAUCUAUUUUUUCAGUCAUCAAUGCCUUCGACUUUCCAAAACUUUCAUUCAAUCCGGAUCGGAAAUUAUAUUAUGUGGAUAAGAGUGGAUCAAUAUUUUUAUCAGAUGCAGAUUCAAAGGCCAAAGUAUUCAGAGAUCGUUACUUCACCAUUCUUCAAAGAACAAAACGUAAUUUUGAGCAAGCAGCCAUGAUCAGAGAGAAAGAUCGACUCCAAUUGCAAACCAUAGAUUAUCUAUUGACUCUUUCUUAUGUCACAUUGGAACACACUCUUAUUUUGGGCUGUCUAACUCAGGUUUCUGAAGGAAAAUGGCAUCUGGAAGAUCCUACUGGAAUGGUUGAACUCGAUUUAGUACAUGCUAAGUAUCACAGUGGAUUUUUUGUUGAGAAUAGUUUCAUUUUAGUUAAUGGUUAUUAUGAAGAUCGUAUUUUACAUGUUUCUACAGUAGUUUUACCUCCAGGUGAAGAAUACAAGAAUUCAAGGUUUUCAUUUGGAAGUUUGAAUUACUUUGGUGGACCAUCAAGUGCACCUUUAAGAGAUUCAGAAAAAUUGAGAAAUCAUUUGAUACAAAAUAAAGAUAACCCAAUUUUAUUCUUUUCUGAUGUAUGGUUAGAUCAUCCAUUGGUGUUUGAAAAACUAGAAAUUCUUUUUGAUGGAUUUCAAGAUUUACCACCUGUGGCCUUUGUAUUCAUGGGUAAUUUUAUGUCGAAUUCCCAUGGUAGUGAGAUGAUGGAUGAUCUGAAGAGCCUUUUCAAACGAUUGGGAGAGUUGAUAAUGAAGUUUCCAAAUCUAUCUAAUAAUAGUCAGUUUGUAUUUGUUCCUGGACUGUCUGAUCCCUGCACCCCCCAUAUGGUACCAAGGUUCGGGUUACCAGACUAUGUGACUAGUGAUAUGAAAAAGGUGUUUCCAAAAGCUAUAUUCCCAACUAACCCUUGCAAAAUACAGUAUUGUACCAGAGAAAUAGUUUUAUUCAGAGCAGAUCUUACUCCAAAAUUUUUGCAGGGGACAUUGUUCAAACCUUCCAAGGAAGAUAUCGGAGAUUGUCUUAAAAAGACCAUCAUCAGUCAAGGACAUUUGAGUCCAUUAUCAUUGAAUUCUCUGACUGUUCAUUGGAAUUUUGAUCAUUGUUUGAGGUUGUAUCCUCUUCCCGAUUUGGUAGUUAUCGGAGAUAAAUUUGAGGCAUAUGGAGGAGAGUAUAAAGACUGCCAUGUUAUUAACCCAGGAUCAUUCUGUGAAAAUGGUUUUGAGUUUAAAGCAUACAUACCUUCUGCCAAUGCUAUAGGUGACUGCGAUCUAGAUAUCAACUCAUAGUGAACUUGUUUUAUAUGCCGCAAAGUAUUGUGAUAUGUAUUUUCAUAUAAAAGUAAGUAAUCGAU